Molecule: messenger RNA, 5988 nt
Organism: Frieseomelitta varia
Lineage: Eukaryota; Metazoa; Arthropoda; Insecta; Hymenoptera; Apidae
Gene: ClC-a
Product: chloride channel protein 2
Exons: 13
Coding region: 1197-4025 (942 amino acids)
Biological process (GO): transmembrane transport; chloride transport
Cellular component (GO): membrane
Molecular function (GO): voltage-gated chloride channel activity
Source: RefSeq, a predicted model, not a curated record
AUUUAGUCCGUAACCUUCACCCGUUAUUAAGUUAAUGGUGUAAUGAACAAUAGAGGUGCAACAUGGUUGAUCGACGGUGACCACCGCUAAAAAUAAGAAUUUUGACUGUUGCCAAAUUUCAACAAAUAUCGCGGCUCAAGUUCGAAUCGGAAAGCAGAUUCAGUUGUCGUUUGACCGCAAAUUUGCGUACACGCGUUCUAUCGUCGGGAAAUUUAUUAAACGAACGUUUUCACCGAGACGCGAAGAAUUCUGAAACAAUUUGCAAAUAGCGUGCAAUUAAUUAUUUCUCGCUAGAGGAUAUUUUUCUGCUAUUAAAAGAACAUUAAAUGCUAUUAAAAGAACAUUAAUUAUGUUGCAAGUUCAAAAUUUGUGAGAAAGACUGUAAAUUAACAUCAUCGGAUAAAUUCGUAAUUUUUCGUGGAAAUCAAUUUCGUCGAUUGAAAUCGCGAAUAAAUCUCGAGGUAUCAGAAAGAGGUUUGUGAAAGAUCAUCGAAAUUGAAAUUCGACAAACAAUAAUAGCAACAAUUCGACAAUAAUUUGAGUUGUGAAAUGAGCAAUAGAGAGAUAGAGAUCUCUUUCGACAAAUAGGAAAUAUCAUUUAUCUCGUUUCUUGUUGGUCUUGGGUCGAACAGAAAGGUCCUUGGCAAAAGGAAAAGAUACCAAUAAAGCUCUAACAAAUGAUUCAUACGAGGCCCCUGAUAUCGGCGAUAAGCCGUAAAAUUUUAUGAAUCAUAAAUUGAAGUACAUGAAUAUUGACAAAAUUCGGAAGUGCUGUCGCACGUUGUUUCGUCGAUCUGCUCGUUCAUUUAGUAGUAUGCUGGCAAUCGUUUAAGGAAGAAAACAAUAAAAUCAUAAAGGCCUGUUUAUACUAGCUUAUUGCCAGAAAUAACUAAAAUCAGAGUUUGCCAAGUAUCAAAGUGCGAGCCAUAGAACCGAAUAUUUAAAAUAGUCAGCGGCAAUUAGUCUCGCGAAUUAUCUAGCGAAUGACCAAGGGUGGAGUUCAGAGAUAGCAGGAAUAGUUGCCUGCAUAGGUGAAAGUGUUUGUCAGAUCUAAUUAACAAUUGUAGAAGAUGUCGAAUCAACUGUCAGUGACACGUAAAUCGUUUCUGUACUCGAAGAACGCCUGGUCGGUGACUUGAGUAACUCCAUUUUUAAAACUAGUUCGAAGGUUGCGGAAGAACUAUCAUCGAGUGUUCAUGCCGGCUUUCGUUCUGAACAGAGCGUAUUUCGUCUGUAACGAUGAUUAUCUUAUGUAUGGUCGUUACACGAAGGAUCUGGGUGAAUACGCAAAGGAAGAGGCACGAAAACUCAAAUACCACGAAAAAGCACGGCGGAAAUAUGACAAAACCAGAGCGGAGGAUCUACGGAAGUCGAGAAGAGGACCACUGUGCAGGAAGUUGCUGGCGCUGUUGGCCUUCGCUUGGAAACACACCGGAGCUAGAUUGGGCGAAGAUUGGGUGUUCUUGGCUCUCCUUGGCGUAAUUAUGGCGCUUAUCAGUUACGCCGUAGAUCGUGGCAUUUCUAUGUGCAAUAACGCCAGGAUAUGGCUUUAUCAGGACCUGACACAUCAUCCAGCGCUUCAAUAUCUUGCCUGGGUGUCCUUGCCAGUUUGCCUGAUACUCUUUAGCGCCGGUUUCGUCCACAUCGUCGCGCCACAGAGUAUAGGAUCUGGCAUUCCAGAGAUGAAGACAAUUCUACGCGGAGUGGCUUUGAAGGAAUAUUUGACCUUUCGUACUCUCGUAGCGAAGGUGAUAGGUCUAACUGCCACCCUGGGCUCCGGUAUACCUCUGGGGAAGGAAGGUCCUUUCGUGCACAUCGCCAGUAUCGUGGCCACCCUUCUAUCCAAAUUGGUCACCAGUUUCCAAGGGAUCUACGAAAACGAGAGCAGAAAUUGCGAGAUGCUCGCUGCGGCUUGCGCCGUUGGAGUCGCCUCCUGCUUCGCAGCGCCAAUCGGAGGAGUUCUCUUCAGCAUCGAAGUAACCACGGUUUACUUCGCCGUACGAAAUUAUUGGAGAGGAUUCUUCUCUGCAGUGUGCGGCGCCACGAUGUUUCGAUUGCUCGCGAUCUGGUUCCAACGAGAGGAAACGAUCACCGCGAUGUUCGCGACGAAUUUCACCAUGGACUUCCCUUUCGAUCCUCAAGAGUUGUUCGUGUUUGCCUUAAUCGGCGUUGGCAGCGGUCUAGGAGGUGCUUUCUAUGUUUGGCUACACAGGCAGUACGUGAUCUUCAUGAGGAAGAACAAGAGUAUGAACAGCUUCCUGCAGAAAAAUCGUUUCUUGUAUCCUGGGAUCGUUUCCCUCAUCGUAUCCUCCGUGUCUUUUCCCCUGGGACUGGGCCAGUUCAUGGCCGGUGACUUGAAUACCCAUGAUCAAGUAUAUGGUUUGUUCACCAAUUUCACUUGGACCAAGCAAGAAUUAGGAGUAGAAGAAAUGAACAUAGUUCAACAUUGGUCUACUGCAUAUACUGAUGUAUUCAUCGGUUUAGUUGGCUUCAUUGCAUUCACAUUUAUCUUUUCGAUCAUUUCUUCCACGGUUCCUGUGCCAUCGGGAAUCUUCAUCCCCGUAUUCAAAAUCGGUGCUGCGUUAGGCAGAGUUGUGGGUGAAGCUAUGGCUCUGUGGUUUCCCAACGGCGUCCGUUAUGGUGGUAUCAUAACUCCUAUUGUCCCAGGAGGUUAUGCUACCGUUGGUGCAGCUGCAUUUUCCGGUGCUGUUACCCAUACAAUCUCUGUGAGUGUUAUUGUAUUCGAGAUGACCGGUCAAAUCACUCAUAUCGUUCCUGUCAUGAUCGCUGUGCUGAUCAGCAACGCUAUUGCUGCACUUCUUCAGCCUAGUAUAUACGACAGUAUCAUUUUGAUCAAAAAACUGCCAUACCUGCCAGAUCUAUUACCUUCCAGUUCAGGAAUGUACAAUGUGUAUGUCGAAGAUUUUAUGGUUCGUGAUGUGAAGUAUAUUUGGCACGGAAUUACCUAUCAGAAAUUAAAGGAAAUUUUGAAGGAAAACCGCAAGCUACGUGGAUUUCCCCUUGUCGAUAAUCCUGAUUCUAUGAUUUUACUUGGAUCUAUUCAAAGAUUGGAAUUAAUCAAGCUGAUUGAGAAACACAUAGGACGAGAGAGGAGGCUACAGGUAGCUCAAAAAUGGCACAAAGAGGCAGAGGAGAGAGCACGAGAGGAAAUGGAACGACAAUUGAGAGACCAGGAAAGAACGAGAAGACCGUCCAGGUUCGAAGUGAUUCCGGCGCCGGAUAUUCUUAAGAUGCAGAGGCAAAGUGUUAACGAUCUAACAAUGUCACCAAACAACGGUGCCGCUCCUGAUCAUCACACCUACCAUUCUCCGGUAUUUGGGUCACAGCCGAAGAAAUCGAUCUUGAAGAAAACCAAUUCCUUCACAUUGAAAGGAUUCAGCCCACUAGUCAGCCCCGCUGCUACUCCUUAUACCACUGUUACUGGCGCAGAGAGCAGGAUACGUCUUGCCUUUGAGGCAAUCUUCCGUAAGUCAGCCACAUUACAAGACGUGGAUCCAGAUCCAGAGAUCGGAUCUGGAGGUGUCAGGCGUAACAGUCAAGAUGUAUCUCCUCAUACCCCGAUGUUGGUGCCGAGUCCUGCCACCUCGAAGAAAGUACAAUUGCCUCGCGAGAGAGUAAUAGACAUGUCAGCAGAGGAUCAGAAACGGUGGGAAGAAAGUGAAAUGGCGUUAGAAGUGGACUUCUCAAGGUGUCACAUCGAUCCAGCACCUUUCCAACUGGUCGAACGGACAUCCUUGUUAAAGGUACACAGUCUAUUCAGCAUGGUGGGAGUGAAUCAUGCUUAUGUGACGGCUAUUGGAAGGCUGGUUGGAGUUGUGGGAUUAAAAGAGUUGAGGAAAGCGAUAGAAGACGCAAAUGCUGGAAUCUUGCCCAUGCACUCAGAAUCUCAUAUAGGCGUCUCGACAUCCAGUAUCGCGAAGAGCGAAACAGAUACAGAAAGCAAAAACGCUAGCACGAUGAACUCUAUUGCUUCCGUUGAUUGCGAGAAAGUGGAAAAAGUCUGAGUGAGAGAGAGGGAGAGAGAGAGAGAGAGAGAGAGAGAGAGAGAGAAGAGAGAGAUAGAUGAGCAAGAAAGAUAAGUAGAAACAAAAAUGUGAUAGUCGUAUUGUCAAGACAAUAUGACCUGAACGAGAGACGUAUUUUUCUUUUUUUUUUUUUUUUUAAAUAAAAUCUUCCUUCCGUAAACGUAGGACAUUUUCCAUGAAGCUUGAGCAACAAAGUCGUUUCUAGCCGUUUGUGUAGUUGCAAUCGCUUUCGAACACCUCUCGUACUUAAUCUCAGGACAAGAUCAUUAUGUAGGGCCAAACAAUUCUCAAUCAACGCAACGUGACACGCGUUCGAUAUCGAACGUGUCUACAGUGAAGAGAACUAACAAUGAAAAAUUGCAGAUACUUUAAAUUGUUAUAAAUUUUGUAAAAGAAAUCAUAUACCACUUAGUCUCAUUUAAAAGUACAGUUUUUUCUUUGACAGCUCUGAAUUCAGUCACAUUGUGAUUCACAAUGACAGACACAUAUAAGUUCAUUGUAUAAUCGAUAGAAGACAUUAAAUAAUCAAAAAUUAUUAUAUCUACAUAUUGCGUAAUUAAUAUCGAAGAUUUUUAUCGUGAAGGAAUUGUGUCAUAAUGUUUAAGUUAUAACAAUUUAAAAUACAUAAUUUUUCAUCGUAAAUUGUGUUCUCCACGGUAUAUCAAACUUGAAAAUUGAUAAACGAUUUGGCAUGUUGCUUGUGGUUUUCCUCUGCGCGUAGAAGGAAUUUCUCGGUACCGAAGAUUCAUAUCAGGGUCUGUCAAGUUUUCCUUAUUUUUUUUUUCUUUUAGCUGAAUUCCACGUGCAAUUUCUUCUCCGUAAUCCCAUAAUCAUGUAGCAUUCAUAAUUCAUAAUAAUAAGAAAGAAAAAGAGUGAGAGUUACCACGUAUAUAUUUAAGAAUGAAUGAUUGUGACGCGUCGAUGAAAUAUUUUGACUUAGUGAUAUAUCAGUGCUCAGAGGAAUUAGGAUUUCAGUCCUCGUUUCUUGAAAUGUCGAAACUUCUCAAAGAACUAUGUAUUUUAAAACGUGGUGCUUCAGUGAUUCCCCGAAGAGUGGUUUCAGCUUUUAAGAAAUAUGCUGUGAAUCGUGUGUCUGUGUUUAGUGGCCAGCAACGCGAGUCGUAGACGUAAUCGAUACUGUAUUAUGUUUUAAGAAACUCAACAUAGGAUUCCAGGCCUUUGUGUAAUAAUCAUGAUUUAUCGAGGUUUAUUAUUUAAGAAGGAACUCAUGGCUCGCGUUAAGUGCUCCUGUAUCUAAUUUUAUGACUAUGGUUGUGCCAACCCUAUUUAUUUUAAUCGUUCACUAUUAACUCUAGAUACAUCGAAACUUAUUAAGUCUAUUUGCACGAACGUGCUCAACAGGAUCUUCGUGAGGUUUGAUUGAAUUUUGAAGCAGUCUAGUGUAUGAUAAAUACGUAGAUUAUUAAAUUAUAUCUAGUAUCUAGAUAUAGAAUCUAGAUUAUUAAAUUAUAUCUAAAUUAUAUCUACAUGUAUUAUAUAAUAUAUUACUUUCAUUGAGUUAGGAUAAACUUUUUCAGCUUAAUGCUCUGUUAGUUUGAGCCAAAGCUUCACGGAGAUCCAGGUAAUUUAGAAUGAUAGUUUCUUCGACAGAAUUUGUUUCAGUUGAUUAGACAUCCAACGAAGAUACUAGAAUUUUAAACGGUGUCUUAAUUAAUUGUUAUUAAAGAUAUCUAGGAUCAUGAAACUAAUAUGUUCGUUCCAACUGAUACGAAGGAUCGGAUAUCUGUGGAUAUUAAUAUAAGAAGAUUGUUCGUAGGGCAUUUUACAUUCCAUCUGACAAAUAUUCUCACGAUGCAUCCCAUUUUAUUGUAAAUUUACUACGUUACACGUCAUUGAAGCUUUAUGUGACACACUAAUCGCCAAAUAUAAGUACACUGUACAAUCGGGAGAAGACAUUAAAUAAUUUAUUAUAUUAUAUACA